GGUUCCUUUAGUGAGCUAUUCUUGUUUGGCCUAACAGUUUGCGCUAUUUGCCUAUAAGAAUCAAUCACUAUCGUACACUCUGUUUAUCCCUGAAAACGUUUUUCGUUGGAAAAGCUUUAUAUCCAUACUGAAGCGCUCUGAUAUCAAUCAAUCAAAAAUUGACUACAACACUGAUGAUAACAGUUGAUUCCACUGCCUCUGUGUUGAUAUGGCCCCCUGAAAGGCCAAGAUGGCACCAGUUACCCAGGUGCCAACCCCACAAACUAUCCAGCAUGAUAGCCACCAACAGGCUGAUUCAAUGGAUAUUGACGACCACACAAUGCCUACUCCAGGUGAUUACCCCGUCGACGAGAUGACUACUCAGGGAGGAUUCCCUGAUGACACACCAUCGACACUGAUUCAAGGGGGGGACCAAUCAAGCCCCCAGCCUCAGGAACAAGACUUUCAUCAGGCAAAGGCUCUGGAAAGGCCUCAAGUGUCUGAAAGGCCUGAGCAGUCUACCCAAGCUGCUCAACGACCUGCUAAGAAGUCUAGCCACGACCUCAUUGCGGAAUUAUGGCGCAGACUUGAGCAGAAGGAUGAGGAGAUGUCAGAACUCUGCCAGGCACAGAUGAAUGCCAACACAUCCUCCACAGACUCCCGCCUAGCUGAUCAGCUGUCCAAACUGUUUGAGCAAAAGGAUAGCCAAUCAAUGCUGGAUAGGGAAGAACAACGCCUGAGACAGCUCGCACAGACAUAUUGGUGAGAGACCAAGAAACUGCAUGGACGAGAUAAUUAUUCUGAUUGGUGAAAAGGCAUAUUGUUUGAUGCUGAUUAUUUGGGUGCCUGAGACAUCCUACUCCAACUGGACACUGUACUGAAGGCGACUUCCCUUCAACAGAUCUGAUUUGAAACUUCUAAACAGCUACUGCAUAAACGGAUAUUAGACUGUUUGAUGUCAGAUAUUGCCGAUCAGGUCCAAAUGGACCAUACACAGCAACUGUCCGACAUUCUGUCCUGAUUGGA
Messenger RNA from Aspergillus glaucus CBS 516.65, 1005 nucleotides. RefSeq lists its product as uncharacterized. Lineage: Eukaryota; Fungi; Ascomycota; Eurotiomycetes; Eurotiales; Aspergillaceae. The coding region runs from base 230 to 745 and encodes 171 amino acids. The transcript has a single exon. The record is from RefSeq and is a predicted model, not a curated record.